Molecule: messenger RNA, 1914 nt
Organism: Gavialis gangeticus (Gharial)
Lineage: Eukaryota; Metazoa; Chordata; Crocodylia; Gavialidae
Gene: DBNDD2
Product: dysbindin domain containing 2
Exons: 3
Coding region: 1015-1512 (165 amino acids)
Biological process (GO): negative regulation of protein kinase activity
Cellular component (GO): cytoplasm
Source: RefSeq, a predicted model, not a curated record
CUGGCCUGGCAGCAUCCAGGCAGCUGCUGGAAUAAGUUGGAUGGGCUGCAAGGUUUUUGCUGUCUGGGGGUUUUGGUCCUUAGCUUGCUGCUCUGGGGGAGGGAUCUUGAGUCAGGCCUCUGACAUGAGCAGGAAAAAUUGGCCCUCAGCCUUCUGGUUCUAAGCAGAGAGCUCCAGCCUCUGCCCACAAGGGCUCCCUGUCAUCGUUGGGGGAAGAGCUGAGCCAUGAGAAGAAUUAAAAGAAUGCAAAUGUUUGUACUGGCAGGAUCUACACUGUCUGCGUGGGAAUGAAAGAGGUCCUCCACGAGGAUGGGGCUGUGCUCAUGAACUGGGGUAGGGAGGGUAUCUGUUGGCAGGCAGGGCUAGCGGCAGUUAAUGUCAUGUUAUUCCUGUCACAUUUCUCAGCUCAGUAAGAUUCGAAUGUCAGUUCCCCUUCCUGCAUGGUAAUGCACAGAGACAACUCGCUCAGUAAUUCUGCCCUGGGUAACAAAGUGGGAAAGUCCAGAGCUGUGUCUGCUGUGUCACACACCCCAGAGACUCCCUGCAGCAUGGGGCAGGGUGCUGAAUGUCACCUUCCUCUACUACUACUGGCUAAGAGAGACUUCCAUGUUACAAGUUCUUUCCUAACAGUCUAAUCUUAGGCAAGGUACUUUCAUGCUGCCUGUCUCAGUUCCCCUCUCUGGAAAAUGGGUCUAACAAUACUAACCUUCUCCCACAGAGGAGAGAAGAGUUAUUUAUAGAGUGCCUGGAGACUAGGAGGAAGGGAAUACAUAUGUCCAAAUUAUCAGGCUUUUGCUGCAGUUGUUGACUCCAGGCUGGAGUCAGAAUCAGCAACUCCUGGCCUGCACAGCCCCACAGUUAGCAAAUCAGCAUACACUCCCCACAGGUAAAAUGGAGUUAGACCACUGACAGUGCAGGAAGGAGGCAGCCUCCUGUUGGCUGUGAAAGGUACCUCAUGCCCCAUCUUACUGCUGGCUUGGGCCUGACCUCCCAUCUCGUUCUUCUCCAGCCAACAUGGAGCACGGGCAGCGUGGACUGGACUCCGACCAGGUGCAGCAGCAGCAGCUCAAACUGCGUGACAGGCAGAAGUUCUUUGAGGAGGUUUUCCAGCAUGAGGUGGAUUUCUUCUUCCCCAUGUCCCACCUGCAAAUAGAGCACAGGAGACCUCCCCUAGGCAGCAUUUCCUCCAUGGAAGUGAAUGUGGACAUGCUGGAGCAGGUGGACUUGACAGACCUUUCUGACCAAGACACUGUGGAUGUAUUUCUCAGCUGUGGGGCAGAGGACAACAACAUUGCCAGUCCCCUGCCAGAUCCCAGCCAAUGCCCUGAUGAGAUCACCCUGCAAGUGCCCGACACAACUGAGAUCAAAUCGCGGAUCUCAUCCACAUCCUCUGCCUCCACAGACCUGAACAGCCUGGACACCAGUGAGGAAGGGGCAGAGACUCCUGUGGUGCAGUCAGAUGAGGAGGACCUGCAGGAGGACAGCCCUAAACAGCAGGUGGCCAGAAGUUAGCAUCAAGCUCCCUGCUCUCUCUUCGCCCGGCCACUGCAUGGACCUGCCAGCAUGAAAGGAAGACUGCUGGCUGUUUGACUCUUGUAAACCCCAAGCAGUGUCCCCAUCCUAAGCUGCUGCCUUCAAGGAGUGGAGACGAGUUCCCCCUCCCCCUGCUGGUUCAGCCAAGGGGGCAAGAGAGGGGCCCAGAAGAAGAGGGAUAUUGUAGGGUCUAGAAAUUAACUCUUCAGGCUUUGCUACUAACACUCCUGCUUCACCCACCUAAGCUGCUAAGCACAUCCUGGUUGCAGCUGCACCUGGUCCCUACAAGGCCUCUCCGCUGGAUCUCAGCCUCCCUUGGCCCCUCUAGACAAACAUUUAACAGCAGCCUACAGAGAAAUAACACUCCUGUCAAACAAGCAA